Messenger RNA from Labeo rohita (rohu), 10495 nucleotides. It is a transcript of the gene adcy9b, whose product is annotated as adenylate cyclase type 9. Gene Ontology annotation, molecular function: adenylate cyclase activity. The record is from RefSeq and is a predicted model, not a curated record. Gene Ontology annotation, biological process: intracellular signal transduction; adenylate cyclase-activating G protein-coupled receptor signaling pathway; cyclic nucleotide biosynthetic process. Lineage: Eukaryota; Metazoa; Chordata; Actinopteri; Cypriniformes; Cyprinidae. Bases 1478 to 5731 code for a protein of 1417 amino acids. The transcript has 10 exons.
GCGUGCGUGCUCGCCACCCUUCUGUUGUUCUCUCUCCGGAGCGUGCACGCACGCGUUUAUCCCCACCUCUCAAUGUAUUUCCAGCGUCUGCUGGACUUGUACAGACACCGCGUCGGAUUGCGAAUACAGAUGGAGAUCUUACUGAUGUCUCAUGGCCACCGGCGCACCCGAGCCGCGCGAAAGCACACAAGUCAACUAUGAUAGGCGCGACACACGGGCAUGUGUCAGGAGUGCCAAGCUGUGCGCUGAUGGGGAACAUAGAGGAACCGGCUGAGAAAGAGAUUUGUUUGGAUAUCACAGGAAAAGCUGCCCGUGGAAAUGAGUCCUGAAGAGAAACCAAAGAGGCACUUUACCGCUGCGAGUCUGUGGAGACAGAAGUGCAGACUUCCAGUCUUCUCCGCGAGAAAAGGAAACUUAAAGGACUUGUGACCACCAAGGUGAAUUCAUUCAUCAUUUGAAGCACUUUUACAACAUGCAUUGAUGUAAAUGGCUCAGACAGGUUUUAAGAUCACCGCGUUUAAAGUCUUUGGGAAUAUGCAUGCAUGUAUGCAUCUUAAAUGAUACGCGCAAUCUUCAUGAUUUUUACGCCGUUACGCACGUUUAAUUCGGAAUAGAAGCGCCUGGAAGAUCCGGAGUGGGAACUCAGGAAAGGUCGGUGCUCCAGUCAAGAGAAUAUUAACGCGACAGGCCGUUUAAGGCUGAAUUUUUGUGUGCUUUUAACAACAGUACCGCUGUUGUGUCCGUCUGACAGGACGCGGAGUCUCCAAUGAACGCUUAUUCGGAAUUUCAAGAACAAAAGAGGGCGGAAGGUUUAUUUUUAGGAAACCGUGUUGAGUUCUUUUUCUGAAGUAAGUAAUUUUCCAGUUUGGACGCUCUUGGACUUUCCUGACACGCUCAUCCCCUGCUGGACCUUUUUAAUGUUUAUCCGAUCAAGAGUUUUUGGACUUUAUUAUCCCUGACUGUGUUGGAUAUGAGGAAUGCCAUAACUUACGUCAAGCAUAAAUGCUGACAGUUCUCUAACUGGUAUCAUAGAUGCAAUUUUCUUCUUAAAAACCAAUGUAAUGGCUCAUUUAUGGGGAAAAUGGUGCACUUGGCGUCAGAAUGGAGUUAAGAAGUUCCCUAAGGAGUCAAAGCAAACAGUCCUUGACUUGAGUCUUCAUUUUUGUGGUGUUAUUAUGUAACUGAUUCAUCAGCGAGAGAACAUUUUGAUUCACUUGUAGUAAGUCGAAAGAUUCCAUGCGCCUUGGAUAAACCUCUCUGACCCAUGUGCGUCAAGAAGGACAGAAGAGAAGAGGAAUGCGCUAUUGACGUCAUGAGGUGAAAUAACCAAAACUUAAAAUCCUGGAACUGUCUAAACGCAUGAGUAAAUUUGUCGUCAUCUAGUCGUCAGAGCCGUUUGGCGUUUGCUUCCCCCUCUUGAUUCUUUUUCCAUCCAAGCACCUUAUUUUCAUCAUUUUUUUUUUUUUUGAGUGGUAUCAUGGCUUCUCCUCAACAUCAACAUCUGCUGUUUCACAACAGCGAAGUGAGCUGCGACUCCAGCGGCGAUGGCGCCGUGUCCGUGCGGAUCAGCGGCACCAAGCCGCACAAACAGCAGCGUGGGAGUCUGGGCGCCAGCGCCAUGUGCAGCAUCAUUGGGGGCUCCAAACAUUGCAAGUACAGCAUCUCCUCCAGCUGUAGCUCAGGCGAAUCCGCCAUCCGCAAACCAGUGAUCAAAGGCCUCCGGACUCAAAGAAAGAUGCCGCAACUCUUCGAGAGGGCGGCCGGACACUUCUGGAACCCCAAGUUUGACUCCAACAUUCUGGAGGAAGCCUGCCGCGAGCGGUGCUUCCCUCAAACUCAACGACGUUUCCGUUGUGUUCUGUUUUACUUAGCGGCCGCCAGCCUCCUCUGGGGGCUGUUCUUCAUCGCUAAUGCUAAUCGAUGUGAACGGACUGCCUUCUUAUUGCCCACAGCCUCCUUCCUACUCCUGUGUUCUGUCCUCUUCGUCUUCACAUUCACUCGCUUCUACGCCCACUGCUACAAUCAAGCCUCGCUGUUGCUCAUCGUGGUGACGUUUGCCCUCACUCUUGCCCCUCAGAUCCAGACAUCAGGCUUUGGUGACUUUAAUGUUCCUCCUUUGAAGGAUGAAGAGGAUGGAGGCGACUUCAGUGGCGCCGAGGAUAAAAACCUGACGUUUGAAGCCACCCGAAGUGGAGAAGCUGUAGCCCCUUGUUUGUCCCCAGUUGGGACAUUCUCUUUAGGCAUGGAGGUGCUUUCGUUGCUCUACAGCUUCCUCCAUGUUCGUUUGUAUGCUUCGCUCCUGCUUGGCUUGCUCUACUCAGUGCUUUUUGAGACGCUUGGCUGGAUGCAUUUGAUUCAAGGCAGUGGGUGGAGAAACUCCACUGAGGAACAUUUGGAAACGCUCUACUGGCUGAUCCCGGGAAGGGCCAUAUUGCAUCUCUGCGCUCACGUCAUUGGCAUCCACCUUUUUAUUAUGUCUGAAGUGCGUUCACGCAGCACGUUCCUCAAGGUCGGCCAGGCCAUCAUGCAUGGGAAAGACUUGGAGGUCGAAAAGGCCUUGAAGGAGCGGAUGAUCCACUCGGUUAUGCCUCGAAGGGUGGCCGAUGAGCUCAUGAAGCAAGGCGAUGAUGACAGUGACAAUUCGGUUAAGCGCUACUCGACGGGAGCGGCUAUCGCGGGCGCCUCAAGUCCUAAAAGCACCAAACGCAAGAAGACCUCGAUCCCUCGUGGUCAGAUCAUCUUUCGACCAUUCAACAUGAAACGCAUGGAGCCGGUUAGCAUCCUCUUCGCGGACAUCGUGGGAUUCACCAAGAUGAGCGCCAAUAAGUCGGCGCAUGCACUGGUGGGACUCCUCAAUGACUUAUUUGGGCGUUUCGAUCGCCUGUGCGAGCUCACGUGUUGCGAAAAGAUCAGCACGCUGGGAGAUUGUUACUAUUGCGUGGCUGGUUGUCCCGAACCACGAGAGGACCACGCCUACUGUUGCGUAGAGAUGGGGCUCGGGAUGAUCCAGGCCAUUGAGCAAUUCUGUCAAGAAAAGAAGGAGAUGGUGAACAUGCGUGUCGGCGUCCACACGGGCACCGUGCUUUGCGGGAUCCUCGGCAUGAAGCGUUUUAAAUUCGACGUCUGGUCCAACGAUGUCAACCUCGCCAAUCUCAUGGAGCAGUUGGGUGUUGCCGGGAAGGUGCACCUUUCGGAGGCCACGGACAAGUUCUUGGAUGACCGCUACUUGCGAGAAGAUGGCAGAGUCACCGAAAGGAUUGGCCCAAGUGUGGUUGCAGAUCAACUUAAAGGUCUUAAGACGUAUCUGAUUUCCGGGAGGAAGGUGAAGCAUGCCCAGUGGAGCUGCCCCCCAUCUGUUCUGGUGGCUCCUGAGCUCAGAAAGUCUCUCAGCGCCUCGUCCUUCAGCCACAGCCCUGACAUCACAUCCUCCGCCUGCGCUCUGACCCCCGCCCCAGACAGAGCUAAGGCUGCCUGUCCCUCAUGUGGUGCGUUAUCUUCUGAAGACGGGGCGGUUCACAGCAACAGCUGCUCAGAUCCUGACCACAAAACCGUCAACAGCAAAGGAGCGCCUGGCAAGAGUCCCAAGACUCUUAAUGGUCUGUUAAGUCCUCAUCUGGAGCAGCCGCUAAACCACAGCCAGACCUCUCUGUGCGAGAUGCUGCAGGAGAAGGAGAAGAAGUGGCCCGGAGGAGGAGGAGCGAUCAGCAGCAUGGGAACCAUGGACCACUCCGCCCUCAUCCCACUGCGCUCCAAAAACUUCCGUGAGAGGAGUGACGCUCACUUUGUGGACGUGAUAAAGGAGGACAGUCUGAUGAAAGAUUACUUCUUCAGACCGCCCAUCAACAAGUUGAGCCACACUUUCAUAGACAAAUCCCUGGAGUCGGCUUACAGGACCAGCUACCAGGAUGAGGUUAAGACACAGGCUCCUGUCCAGACGUUUGCCAGUCCAACAUUCAGCUCUUUCCUAGACAUGCUGCUGUGCUGUUGUGUGCUCCUAGCUCUCUCUGUGGCUUGCUUCCUGCGACCGCUGGUUACCCAGCAGCCCCUGCCCACACCUCCACUCAUAGUGGCCGCAGUUGCAGCUGUGCUUGAAUGUUUGGCCCUAGUGCUGGCAAUACGACGAGCCUUUUACCUGGACAGCGUUCUGGACUGCACCAGGACUCUCCUCUGGGCCAUUUCCGGCUGGGUUCCCCGUCACAUGAUUGGAGCGGUGCUGGUGUCAUUACCCGCCGUGGCUGUGUUUUCUCAUAUCACCUGCAAUAUGCAUGACUCCAUACAGUUCACCAUGUUCACCUGCUGUGCUGUCAUAAUUGCCAUCAUCCAGUACAGCAAUUUCUGCCAGCUCAGUUUCUGGAUGCGUUCAACCCUGGCGACACUAGCCGGACUCACCUUUCUCAGUGUGCUCUGGAGCCCCCCUUGCAGCACUUGGGAACGUUUAUUUUUGAGAUCCAGUGACUUCAACAGCAGCUUUAAUGAAGUCCCAUCCCCUGCAGAUGAUUCAACCCGACCGCAGGACCUUCUUGGCCCGGAAGCUUUGGUUGCCUUUUUCCUGCUUCUCCUCCUCGUUUGGUUCCUCAACCGUGAGUUUGAGGUGAGCUACCGUCUACACUACCAUGGCAAUGUGGAAGCAGACCAGCACCGCAUUAAGAUCCAAAACAUGCGGGACCAGGCCGACUGGCUCCUGCGCAACAUCAUCCCCAUCCACGUGGCCGAGCAGCUAAAAGUGACCCAGAGCUACUCGAAGAACCACGACAACGUGGGCGUCAUCUUCGCCAGCAUCGUCAACUUCAGCGAGUUCUACGAAGAGAGCUACGAAGGCGGAAAGGAGUGCUACCGCGUGCUGAACGAACUCAUCGGGGACUUCGAUGAACUCUUGCGCAAGUCAGAUUUUUCCAAUAUUGAGAAGAUCAAAACGAUCGGCGCCUCUUACAUGGCGGCAUCGGGACUCAACACGCAGCAGUGUAGCGAUCAAGCCCAUCCCCAUGCUCACCUACGAGCGCUUUUUGAAUUUUCUUUGGAGAUGAUGCGCGUGGUGGACGACUUUAAUAAAAACAUGCUUGGUUUUAAGUUCAAGUUGCGAAUCGGGUUCAAUCACGGACCUCUAACCGCCGGAGUCAUCGGUACCACCAAGCUACUCUACGACAUCUGGGGCGACACGGUGAACAUCGCAAGCCGGAUGGACACAACUGGAGUGGAGUGUCGCGUUCAGGUUAGCGAGGAGAGCUACUGCGUGCUUAAUGGAAUGGACUACGAGUUUGACUACCGCGGUACCGUCAAUGUGAAGGGAAAGGGUCAAAUGAAGACCUACCUUUACCCGAAGAGCUCAGACAGCGGACCUGUACCUCAGUACCAGCUCUCGGUCUCUCCGGAAAUCCGAGCACAGGUGGACGGCAGCAUCGGACGCUCGCCCACCGAUGAGAUCGCCAAUAUGGUCCCAGCGACCAGCGCUAGUAGAGUAGGUGCAUCGUUCUCUGUGAGCUCAGGACUUACUACCGGACAGGGAUUCGCUGGUAGAGACUUUCCCGACAAGGCUGGAAGCAAUGGUACGUCGAAGACUCAACGAUCUGCGUCUGCUGUCGGCCUGACUUGCAUACCGGAAACCAGCUUGAGCGCAAGUCCAGCGGUUUUCGGUAAACCACCGGAACCGACUUUGACCUCUCCUCUUGUCGCAGAGGUCAUUGCAAAAAUGGAGGGAGAAAUUGCAUAUAUGGGUGAAAUGACAAAACUCUGACUUGAGACAAGCCAACAUUGAUGUUGCUGUUGGUUUAAACCCUUUAAACACAGGCUCUUUGUUGAGUUUGUAGGGAUAGGCGUGUUUAGGAAAGUACACUAGUGUAGAUUUGCAUCCGUGUAUGUGGGAAGUUUAAGCACACAACCUUGAAGUGUUAAUAGUGCUAGCCGAACCAGGAGAUACUUUCACAUCUGGACGGCGGUAAAAACUCAGAGGAGCCACAUGAACCAUUUCUACAUGGGAUAAGAAAUGCUGAGGAGAUGCAUUGGGACGGCACAGAUCUGAAGUUCCGUCCUUAAAUAGACGCAGUUAUUUCCGCUAAUUUAAUUUCGAACUAGCUCCUGCUAUUAUCUGCCUUUCGUGAAUGGUUUUCUUUUAAUGAAGUGCCUUUAGGAUGACAACAAUAUGUAUGAGGCAUUUUUUAAAAGAGAUUUGUCAGUCGAAUCUUUAGCUGAAGAUCUAAAAGAUUUAGCAUGUACAUUUGACGUUAGAAAGCGCUUUAAUUUUUGUGAAAGUAUUAGAUAUAUUUUGGAAUAUUUGUAGAUAUUUCUGUUGGGCGUUUAUCAGUCAGUAUUCGAUACAGUUUUACAAAGCAAAACUCUAUAUUGCGAUGAUUGCCGUUUUAAGAAGACCCGAGAUAAAACCAUCGCGUUGAAUGGUGCAUGGCCAAAAGUGUCUGUGAAGAAGUAUUAGCGAAAUGUAGAGCAAGCUAUGGGCUAAAAUCACCUACAGUCAACGAUAUCAAACAUUUCUACAGCGCUUUAUCUUGAUGCAUGUAUUCCUAACUGUCUGACUAUGGCCUUUCUGUCUAUUUUUUCACAAUUUUUCCUAUUGCUCUUCAUUCUGCAGCUAAAUGCUCGGUUGGCUGACCAACACCUGCGUUUUAGAUGAAAAGUUGUAAGACACAACAAGUUGUAAGAUGACGUGGCAAGUUUGCCUUAACGCUAAUGAGAUCAUAGUCUUAAAGGACAAAAAUGCAUUCAUGCAUUAGCUACUGUGACUUUCAUACUUUACGUAAAAUAUAAAAGUGGGCAGUUGGUUUUAAGAUACAGUAUAGGCGGUUUCACAAAAUCAACACUGGCCCUUUUACUUCUACUAAAUACAUUCCUAGUCUGGGCGAUUCAUAAAUGCACGUUGCUGUAAAAGCAAAAAUGCCUUUGUUAUCUUUCAUCAAAAUUUAAACUCGCUCUGCCUCUGAAAUGACUUUUCUGUUCGGCUGAUGUCACCUAGGCUGCGCAGGCAUGGAAAAUAAUGUUAAUCAGUAGCUAAAUAACAUUGUUUUAGGCUACUGUUGUAGGCAGUGCAGCAAUUCAAUAUUAAACUGAUUACAAUAGCAAAUGAUAUAGUGCCUUGUGAAAGUAUUCAUACCCCUUCAUUAUUUUCACAUUUCAUGUUGCUGCCUUUUGUUAAACUGUUUUAAACUACUUUUUUUCCCACAUCAAUCUACAUUCCAUACACCAUAAUGACAAAGUAAAAAAAAAAAAAACAGGUGUUUAACAUCUUUGCAAAUUUAUUAAAAAUAAAAACUUAAAUGAUUCCAUUGCAUAAGUAUUCAUACCCUUAUUUGGGACACUUGAAAUUUAGCUCAGGAGCACUCAUAUCGCUUUUAGAUGUUACUACACAUCGAGUGAAGUUAACCUGUAACAAAUUCAUUUGAAUGGUUAUGAUUUGGAAAGGCACACACGUUCUAAUAAAAGGUCUAACAGCUGAAAAUGCAUAUCAGAGCAAAAACCAUGAAAAAAUGCCUGUAGAGCUCAGAGACAGGAUUGCAUCAAGCCACAUAUCUUUCUGCUGCAUUGAAGGUUUACAGAAGCAUGUAGCCUCCAUUAUCCAUAAUGGAAGAAGUUUGAAACAACCACGACUCUUCAACUCUUCAACCAUGUCUCUGGCCUCCUGGCCAAACUGAGCAAUUGAUGGAGAAGGACCUUGGCUAGAGUGGUGACUAAGAAGCUGAUGGUCACUCUAGUUGAGCUCCAUGAUCAUACAUGCAGAUAAAAGAAACCUACAGAAGGACAAACAUCAUUGCAACAUUUCACCAAUCUGGGCUUUAUAAUGGUGUGGCCAAACUCAAUCCUCUCCUCAGUGAAAACACAUGAAAACACACUUGGUAUUUGCAAAAGACCCUCAGACUUUGAGAAACAAAAUUCUCUGGUCUGAUGAACCUCAAUUCCAAGCAUCAUGUUUGAAGAAAACCAAGCACUGCUCAUCACCUGCAGAGUACCAUCCCAAAAGUAAAGUGUGCUGGUAGCAGCCUCAUGCUAUGGGGCUGUUUUUCGCUGGCAGGUAAUCGUCAGAGUAGAAGAAAAGCUCAAUGCACCAAAAUACUGAGAUAGUCUUAAUGAAAACCCAGUCCAAAGCGUUCAGAACCUCAGACUGGGCAGAAGGUUUCGCCUGCCAACCGGACAAUGAACCUAAGCACACAGCAAAAGUGGCUUGCAGACAACUCUGUGAAUGUAGCUGAGUGGUCCAGCCAAAGCCUGGGCUUGAACCCAAUCAAACAUUUAUGGAGAAACCUGGAAAUGUCUGCCAGACCCCAUUCAAGCUUGAGAGGUGAAGAGGUGAGAUGAAGAAUGGCAGAUAAUUGCCAAAUGGUGAUGUGCAAAUCUUGCUGCAUCAUACCCAAAAAGACCCGAGGCUGUAAAGGUGCUUAAACUAAGUACUAAGUUAAGGGUAUGAAUAUUUAUGCAAUGUACUUGUUUAUUUUCUAAAAAAAUUAUGAAGUUGUGACAAUUGUUUUGCUUUGUUAUUAUGGUGCAUGGAGUGUAGAUUGAUGUGAAAAAAAAAAUAAUUUAAAACUGUUUAACAUAAGGCAGCAACAUAAAACGUGAAUAAAAUGAAGGGGUAUGAAUACUUUCGCAAGGCACUGUAGAUUUAAAACAUAAAAAUCGGAGGUACUCUGGCCAAAAAUCCUCAAAAAUUGGAGGAAAAAGCUGGAACUUCCAUCAUCUAAUCAAUUCCUGAUGGAUCAAAUAAAAUCAAAUACUGCUUUUAUUCUCACAGAGUAUAAUGUUUCACUUAGAAACAAGUCGUACAUAAUUAUGAGCUUGUUGUUUCAUGGUGGCUUUGAUUUUAAUUAUCGAGUGUGGACAUCUUGAGCGAUAAAAGUGAAUUAAAUUAGUUAAAAUGUGAAAAAACAAACUUUAACUGUAUUCAAAUCUAAAAAGACUUGCCAAUUAAGUCACCAUAGUGGCAUAACAGUUGCAAGAACUGGCAAUAAGUUAACAUAUAUUUAGCCGGCCAGUCAAAUGUACAGACUCAUGUGAAUAUUUUAGAAUAGAUUAGACCAUAGCCUUGACUCUGCCUGCUUGUCGUUUGAUGUGCAAUAGUAAAGGGUAAAUUAUUGUAUGGGAUAUUAGCAAAAGGAAGUAGAUUUUAAUCUGUUUAACAUUGAGCUUUGUGAGUAACUUAAUCUGCACUGAUACUGCAUAUAUUUUAUGACUGUCUCAUGAUUUAAGAAUGGUUGUUUUUACCUUUUGAUAGCAGUUUGAUGUCUUUUACCCCUUGCAUUUUGGCUUUAUGAUGGGUGACCUGUAUUCGUUUAAAAGGGUUGUGUGCUCAAAGCUUCGCUGUUGAUUUGUCAUGCUUCACAUUGGUGAUAUUUAUAGGCAUAUGAGAAAAUGUAUAACUUUUUCUUGACAUUGCUGUGAAUUUGCAAUCUGCCAAGAACCCAUACAUUUAAAAGGGAAUUGUUUUUGAUUGAUUUGUCUGUAUUUCUCAUUGUAUAUAUUAGUGCCUUUUACUCAUCUAGAAUGCAUUGAUCAGUCAAAUGACUUCAUCCUGUUUAUCUGUUCAUUUUCAUACACUGAAUCCGUGUGUAUGAUAAAUGAUUUAACGUGAUCUUUAGCGCUGUGCCUUUUCUUAACGAUUAGCUUGAUGUGUCCGUUUUCACUGUAUAUUCCUUUUGAAUGUGAACUGCUCUUCAUUUCAAAAUGCACAGGAUGAAUAUUGUCAUUUUACUCUGAGGUGCCAUUCUAAUUCAAGUCAUUUUUAUUCUGUGCUGAUUUUGAUACUGUUCAGUUGAUGUGUUUUUGGUGACUCUGAGCAUAGCAAUUCAUGUAUUUAUAAUAUAUUUUAUAGGGCACAACUUUUGCUAUAUAAUAAAAGUGCCCUUGCUGCCUGGAGGAGGGAAUGAGCACACAACCCUUAUGGGCUCCUCUGUUUCAGAGUAGUAGAGCAAUAGAAAACUUGAUCCAACUAAAUAAGCAUUACGCUUCAGCCUCUGAACUGCUGCUUGAACUUAGCUUUUGUGUUUUAUCAUUUAUUUUUAUUGAAAUGUGCUCCAUUCCAUUACUUUUACUGUUUGAGAGUUUGUGAGGAAAGCAAAAAAACACACAUAGGGUGAAUGAAAGGGCUGAACUAAUGUAUGAUAGCAGAAGAGCCACAUUUUAUUUUAUUUUAUUUACAAUGACUACAGUUGGCCCAAUCAAUGAUUACAAGCAAUUUGACAUAGGAAAUGUGUGUAUGUGAAAUUUGACACACAAAUGUGUGUUUUAAUAGAAAUAUCACACACUGGGACUUCUUGCCAAAGAGUGUAUUUAUUCAAGAAUGUAUGAUUUUAAGUUUCUCUCAGUUUCUUUUUCAUUUAUAAACUCAAUCUGUAUUCAUUUGUAUAAAGUUUUUUCUCCUGUGUUUGUACAUAUGCAUUGCUCUGUGUGUUUACAUAUAAUUCAUUUUUUGUAUUAUUUAUAUCAAUGCAUGUGCCAUACUGUUACAUCAAAGCUAAUGGAUGAAAAGGGAAAGCCAAUAAUACAGUGUUGAAGUCUG